This is a messenger RNA of Theobroma umbraticum, 1925 nucleotides long. Its product is annotated as S-adenosyl-L-methionine-dependent methyltransferases superfamily protein. Gene Ontology annotation, biological process: methylation. Gene Ontology annotation, cellular component: eRF1 methyltransferase complex. Gene Ontology annotation, molecular function: protein methyltransferase activity; S-adenosylmethionine-dependent methyltransferase activity; nucleic acid binding. The record is from RefSeq and is a predicted model, not a curated record. NCBI's taxonomy places the organism in Eukaryota, Viridiplantae, Streptophyta, Magnoliopsida, Malvales, Malvaceae.
GCCCGCUGUCUCCCUUCUCUCUCGUCUUCUUCUCUCCUCUCUCUCUCUACCGCCCUCUUUCCCUUCAACGGAAAUUCAAGUUCCUUUUUUUCUUUCUUCAAUCAAAUUUGUUGUAACUGACUUCCUCGGAUUGGGACAUUGAAUUCCAGGGAAUUCCUGUGAGAUGUCUUCAAGAAUUGCCCAAAUUCGUCUUGUGAGUUCACAUUCUGAGGUUUAUGAACCCUGUGAUGAUUCAUUUGCGUUAGUUGAUGCACUUUUAGCUGAUAGAAAAAACUUGUUGGAGCAUAAACCCACCUUGUGUAUGGAAGUGGGUUGUGGGAGUGGUUAUGUUAUCACUUCUUUAAUGCUCAUGCUUGGGGAGGAAGCUAAUGGGGCUCAGUUUAUUGCCACUGAUAUCAAUCACCACGCUGUUAGAGUGACUCAGGAGACUAUGGAAGCACAUAGGGUUCAUGCUGAGUUGAUAAAUACUGACAUUGCAUCAGGGCUGGAGAACCGUCUGGCUGGUUUGGUUGAUUUAUUGGUUGUUAACCCACCUUAUGUACCAACGCCUGAAGAGGAAGUGGGUCGUGAAGGAAUUGCCUCUGCUUGGGCAGGAGGAGAGAAUGGUCGAAGUGUUAUUGAUAGGAUAUUGCUUGUUGCUCUUAAGCUUUUGUCGAAGCGGGGUUGGUUGUACAUGGUUACUCUUACAGCCAAUAAUCCUUCACAGAUAUGCCGUCAGAUGAGGAAGAAAGGUUAUGAUUCUAGAAUUAUUGUCCAAAGAUCAACAGAGGAAGAGAGUUUACAUAUCAUCAAGUUCUGGAAGGAUUUCGAUAUAGAGGUGGAUGCAAAGGAUGUGGUACUAAACAGCAAUGCAGCUCCCGCAGGUGUCAUGGAUUCUGUACUUUCACAGUUGCACCGAUUGUCAUUUUGGAGAAGUAGUGACGUUAAUAGCAGCAGAUCAGGAAAAUGAAGGAAGUUUUAAUGCUGUUGUCUGGCCAUAUAACUCUUCUGGUAACUAGGUCGCGUUAUGUUUCAGGGUUAAUCUUGCUUGAGUGUUCUCCCUUUCAGGUGUUAAAUGCUCUUUUUCAUUUGGCCUUUCGUUUGGCCUACUUUUAAAUGGCUGAUCUUUGUUCUCAUCUUUUGAACUUAACCAUACAGAGGGCUAAACUGAACAAUUGGGAGCAAGCUCAAGUUUUGUGUUUGCCAAAAUAUCUGUCUUAAGACCACUAAUAUCAUGAAUAUCAGUUCAUCUCUACACGACUAAUUUGUAAGAAUUAUUUUGCUUCAAAGUUUAGUUUGCUGUUAGGUUUACGUGUUUAACCUUUGUCUACUCAUCCAAAGUGGCAAUGCAGCAUAGCUUAAAUGUUUGCAUCUGAUAUGGGGAGAAGCUUAAACACAUAUGAGCACAUCUUAAGCACUGGUACAAUAGAAUUGGAUCUUGACAAGCAUGAACUUUUUUACCUGGUUGAAGACUGUUUAAGAGUGGAAUCAACACUAUCAUAAGUGACUUCGUCAUUACGAAAGAUUAUGAAUGCAAGGUAUGGCUCCAUAUUCAAAAUCCACAUACUAGACUGUCCUAACGGAGAGUUAGCAUGUCAAAUUGAGGAAGAUUGUUCUCUCUACUUGUAAAUAUGCAUUACUUGCAAGAGAAUAUACUUGUAAGGAAAGCAGAAUGAACAAGAACUGGUAUACAACUCUGCUUCUUUGAAGCAAAGAAGACAUUUGGGUUGGGUUCUGGGAGUAGAGUCGAAAGGUUUCACCCAUGCAAGGCCAACCUAAGCUGCUGUAGUCUUGAGGGAGGAGUAAUUCCCGGCUAGCGAAUGAACAUGUAUUAAUGAUUAGCAUUUACCAUCAAUUCAAAUAAUCUUUAUCAUCCGCAGCUUUAAUUCAGAUUCUGGGUUUAAUUUUUUUUUUAAUUGAUAGUGAGAUGUAAACUUAUGAAACAA